This is a messenger RNA of Notothenia coriiceps (black rockcod), 748 nucleotides long. Its product is annotated as chloride anion exchanger-like. Lineage: Eukaryota; Metazoa; Chordata; Actinopteri; Perciformes; Nototheniidae. Gene Ontology annotation, biological process: transmembrane transport. The record is from RefSeq and is a predicted model, not a curated record. The annotation marks the transcript as partial. The transcript has 7 exons. Gene Ontology annotation, cellular component: membrane.
UCCUCGCUGCAGUGUGCUGGUAAACAUCAAAGGAACUGAUAUCUACAGAGACAGAAAGGACUAUAUUGAUAUAUAUGAGCCGGAGGGAGUGAAGAUCUUCAGGAUACCGUCACCAAUCUUUUUUGCCAACAUUGACUUCUUCAAGACCAAAUUAGUGGAAGCUGUUGGAUUUAGCCCGUUGAGAGUGUUGAGAAAGAGAAACAAAGCGGUGAGGAUGAUCCGGAAGCUUCUUAAGAAGGGAGACCUUCAGUGGACAUCAAAAGGCUUCACUAAUGCCUCCUGUAGACCCCUCAAAGAGUCGGAGGAUGAGAGCAACAUUGAGGAGUUGGACCUGCCGAUAGACUUUAAGGAUCUUCCCGCUCGGAUCGACUGGAACGCCGAUCUUCCCGCAAACAUCAGCGUUCCCAAAACGGAUCUCCACAGCCUGAUCCUGGACUUCGCUGCUGUCUCCUUCCUGGACAUCUCCGCUCUGAAGGGACUCAAAACGGCGCUGAGAGAACUGAUUCGGGUUGAAGUCGAGAUCUACAUUGUGGCUUGUGAUACUUACAUCCUUCAGAAACUGCACGACUGUUCCUUCUUUGACGAUGAAGUUCUCCCGUCGAUGUUUUUCCUGACGCUGCAUGACGCCAUGCUGCACAUCCUCCAGAAACAUCCAGAGUCCACGGAAGAGAAGUCUCACUAUGACAAGAUAGUAACAUCAGUCACAAUUCAUCACCCUGGAGGCAGCUUGAGGAGCAGAGAUCGACAC